This is a messenger RNA of Salvelinus sp. IW2-2015, 903 nucleotides long. Its product is annotated as methionine synthase. Lineage: Eukaryota; Metazoa; Chordata; Actinopteri; Salmoniformes; Salmonidae. Gene Ontology annotation, molecular function: methionine synthase activity. Gene Ontology annotation, biological process: tetrahydrofolate metabolic process; homocysteine metabolic process. Gene Ontology annotation, cellular component: cytosol. The record is from RefSeq and is a predicted model, not a curated record.
GAGGAAAGUGAUUUAUGGACAUUGAGUUGACAAGCAGCCGCCGGCAGGGUCAGUGUGGGUUGCUCGUCAGGCAGCUUUAUUGUUUCCUUUGCAGUUAUAACAACCAACAGAAGAAGAAUUACAAGCCAUGGCGCCUACAAUAUAUGAGAGUUCAACAAGAAAAGGUAYUGGCCCUAGCAGACCUUCCCUAGAGGCUGAGCUCAGGGAGCUGUUAGGGAAGAGGAUCAUGAUACUAGAUGGAGGGAUGGGRACCAUGAUCCAGGAGAGGCGAUUGGAGGAGGAACACUUCAGGGGGGAGGAGUUUAAAGACCACACCCACAGCCUGAAGGGCAACAACGACCUGCUGAGCAUCACCCAGAGUGAUGUCAUCUACAAUAUACACAAGGAAUACCUGCUGGCCGGGGCCGACAUCAUCGAGACCAACACGUUCAGUAGCACCUGUAUCGCCCAAGCCGACUACGGGCUGGAACACUUGGCUUAUCGUAUGAACAAAGUGUCAGCGGAGAUCGCCAGGAAAGCAGCAGAUGACGUCACCAACCAGACAGGUUGUAAGAGAUACGUGGCGGGCGCCAUGGGCCCCACCAAUAAAACCCUGUCUGUGUCUCCCUCGGUGGAAAGACCAGACUUCAGGAACGUCACCUUUGAUGAGCUGGCUGAGGCCUACACUGAGCAGGUCCGGGGUCUGUUGGAUGGAGGAGCGGAUAUUAUCAUGGUGGAGACCAUCUUUGACACGGCCAACGCCAAGGCAGCACUGUUUGCUAUCGACAAACUGUUUGAAGAGAGCUACGAACCAAGACCUAUAUUUAUAUCAGGCACCAUCGUGGGACAGGAGUGGUCGUACUCUCUCGGGAGACAGGAGAAAGGCCCUUCGUCAUCAGUGUGUCCCAUGCCACAACCCCUCUG